Messenger RNA from Cladocopium goreaui, 1035 nucleotides. NCBI's taxonomy places the organism in Eukaryota, Dinophyceae, Suessiales, Symbiodiniaceae. The record is from the annotation of a GenBank genome assembly.
ACGCUCAUUCACUCCAUCCUUCAUACUUUGAAGUCACUCUUCUGGGCGCUUGUACUUCUGGCACUCAUUGUCUAUGUAUUUGCCCUGAUUUUCACACAAGCAGUUGCUGACCAUGUCCUGGACCCGAUGGCGCCGGCACUUCCAGAGCUCGACCAAGAGGCGAGCCGGAAGUACUUCGGGAGUCUGAUGGAGACCAUGCUGAGUUUGUUCAUGACGAUCUCGGACGGAGUGAGUUGGGAAAAGAUUAUCUCGGUUCUCUCGUCCAUCUCCUUGGUUUGGACGGCCUUCUUCAUCUUCUACGUCGCGUUCGCGUACUUUGCUGUGUUGAAUGUCUUGACGGGCGUUUUCUGUCAAAGCGCUAUCGAAAGUGCGCAGAACGACCAUGCGACAGCAGUUCAAUCCAUGAUUGCAAACAAGGAGGCGCAUCUGACGAAGGUGAGGGCCCUCUUCAACCAAUUGGGAACUGAUGAGAGGUCCGUGAUCACCUACCGGCAGUUCGAGGAGAAGAUCAACUCAGAUGAAGUCAGAGAGUACUUCGAAACUCUUGGUCUGGAUGUUUGGGAUGCUUGGAGCUUCUUCAAACUGCUAGACAGAGACGGAGGUGGUUCUGUGGAAAUCGAGGAGUUCCUCAAAGGGUGUUUGCGCUUCCGCGGUCAAGCAAGGGCCAUCGAUAUUGGACAGCUGAUACAUGACCAGGAGUGGCUGAUCAGAAACCAGGGGAAGUUCCAGACCUACAUGGAGCUGGAACUGGGCAAAUUGAAGAAACAGUUGGUGGCCCUGAACACCAUGUUGGUGGGCCUUCCCUUGCGCCCUUCUCCACCCAUGAGCAGAGACAGGGAGAGGGAGGAGGGCGAAGUCCCUGUGAGCCCCCUCGGCAGUGUCAGGCUCCGAAACCGAAUCUCUAGCGACGAGCGGACGCCCGCAGAUCCAGUGAAUGCCCCAGUGAGUGUGCCGAGCACCAGGGUGCAGCUUGACACCUAAGGAUUGGUGCAGUUUGGCACUAGAUUCACCUGGAUGGAGAUGGUAUUAGUUGAG